CAGAUGUAGUGUCAGGGUAUUUUCUUUUAACAUUGUAAAGGGGUCACAGGUGGCCCACAAGUAACUCACUCACUCACUCUCAUUGCAAACAUGAAGUAUUUUUUUAUGAUUCAUUCAAGCGAUCAUAAAAUCCUCAUUCAAGCACGGUAACUCUUUUUAAGUAGCAAACUCUACUAGAGUAGCUUCCCUUGGAAUGACCUUCGCAUUUCACAACGUUUCUUCUCCAUGUUCAACCCUGUAUAGAUGGCUGCCAAGUGUUGAUGUAGAUCUAACUUUAUUCACAAUGUAAGGCAGACGGAAGUGCCGAGUUGUGCAUAAAGUCGACGCAUGCGUGGUUUUGCCUAGAGUAGCGGCGUCAUGACAACAGCUAGCCCUUCCUGUGUGUCAGCCAUUUUGAGAGCUAUCACUGGAAGUGUUCUCAGUUUUAUUGUGCAAAAUACGACUCUAAAAGUGUGUACGACUUGAAGAGGUGGAGAAAACUAUGAAUCCCACUACGACAGUGCCUGUGACCCGCUUGCUCCCCGGGCUGCCAACAGUGGUGUUGGGAGAUGGGACCAGAUGUCUGAUAGAUAACAACACUAUCUGGAUACCUGCUGGUAAUCCUGUUAACCUCUCCCUGGAUGCUGGUUACCUACAGCCAAGACUCCUUCAGCCUGGAGGUCAGUCAUCUGUGACUGCUAUCCCCUUGCCUCCUGCAGUCCAGCCACCAUCUUGCAAUAGACGUAGGGAGAUGAUGCCUGUCUGCCAGCUGCCUGUCAGCCUGCCCAGUGCAGUGCUAGACCUGGAGCUGAUAAGACCAGAGGCCUUCUCCUGUGUUCUGCCCCAACUUGACCCACCCAGUCCAGUUCCUCAUCCCCAGUCUAUGGCCCAUGUUGAAACUCCUCCCAUGCCUACAACAAGCAACCCCAAACCCAAUGUCCAUCAAAAGCAGAAACUCGAGCUCAAGCCCUGCAAACGCAAGCCCCGCACGUUCAGGCCAAAACCUCAGCCAACGCCUCGCAUUCUGAAGGAGAAAAUGAUCAAGCAUCAGCCAGAGAGCAAGCCCUACUUUGUGCCUCAGCCUCUUGGAGCUCAGCACAUCAAAACCCAGAGCAGACCCCUGGGGAACCGUAUCACUAAGUCUGGGGGUAGAAAUAGUAUCAUUAAGGCCUCACCUAAGAGUUUUGCUGAACAGUUGUUGUCUGCUGAUGGUGCAUACUUAAAGCCAAAGUCUGUCUUGCCCAGUACAGGUUGCAAGACAUCCCCUGUCCCUGUUAAGAAUGUAAAGGAUAAGGUUGUUUCAGCACCAGAGAGUCCUAAGUCAGGUGGUGUCACUGCUGCAACAUUAAGUGUACAUUCUGCCAAGUCAGUGGACAGAUGUGAGCCAAACUCUGAUGAUGAAUAUGAUGUGGAAUAUCUGUAUCUUACCAAACUCAUUUUAAGGAAAAAGAAGAAACCCACAUCUGAGCCCAGCAAGGAGCCCCUGCCUUCACGCAAGAGGAAGUGCCCAGAUGACAACAGCGAGGUGUCCCAAGCUGUAAAGCAGGCGAGACUGGAGGAGCCCCAGGACACUCUUGAGGACCUGGAAGCUCUCCUGGCUGAGUACAGCUCCAGUCUCUCAUCUGGCACCAGGGACUUUUUCUAA
Messenger RNA from Haliotis rufescens (red abalone), 1624 nucleotides. RefSeq lists its product as uncharacterized. NCBI's taxonomy places the organism in Eukaryota, Metazoa, Mollusca, Gastropoda, Lepetellida, Haliotidae. The record is from RefSeq and is a predicted model, not a curated record. The coding region runs from base 482 to 1624 and encodes 380 amino acids. The transcript is spliced from 3 exons.